AGGACCUCAGAAAGACCCUGGCAGACAUCAUGGCUCUGCAGGACCAGAAAGGAGGUGAGAGUGGGGAGGAGACACAACUGAUGUGAGGCCUUUUCCAGGAAAGUUUGGGGAAGACAACAAGGACCUGUGUCUUUACACUGGAUUUGGCUGUGGGCGGGGGUGAACAAUGGGGCUUGUGGAGUUCAGCACGGAGGUGGCCAUUACUCAGCCAGCACAGGAAGACAUGGAGGAGAGAAAGGAGGGGCCCACUAGCUUCAGUUUCUCACUUGAGCAGGGAAGGCAGAGGGACAUAGGGAAUGGAGAAGUCACUGCUGGGUGGGGGGCAGGCUUGCAUUCCCUCCAGGAGAUUCGGGGCUGCGAGAUCCAAGAAGACCACAGCACCAGGGGCUUGAGACAUUUCUACUAUGAUGGGGAGCUCUUCCUCUCCUAUAACCCCAAGACCCGAUGGCUAGUGCCCCAGUCCUCUGCUCAGACCCUGGCUAUGGAGACCAAGAAGUCCUGGGACGCAGAUGGCUUUCAAAGCAAGGAUUACUGGGCCCAUGUGCAGGGAGAGCUUUGUGAAAGACUGUGGAGAUAUCUGGAAUCCUGGAUGGGCUUCACGGAGAGAAUAGUGCCCCCAGCAGUGAAUGUGACCUGCAACCAGGCCGCGGAGGGCGUGGUCACCCUGAUAUGCUGGGCUUUUGGCUUCUCUCCCGGGAACAUCACAUUGACCUGGCUUCAGAAUGAAGAACCCCUGAGACACAGCACCCAGCAGUCUGGGGGUGUCCUGCCUGAUGGGAAUGGGACCUACCAGACCUGGGUGGCCAUAAGGAUUCUCCAAGGAGAGGAGCAGAGGUUCACGUGCUACGUGGAACACAGUGGGAACCACAGCACAUACCCUGUUCCACUCGGAAAGGCCCUGGUGCAUCAGAGUGGAUGGCCAGCCAUUCUAGGUGUUGUUGGUGUUAUUAGUUCCAUUACUCUGUUUGCCCUUUGGUACAAGAAGAAUAAGAAGACAACAUCGGCUGCAGAGAGCCCAGAGCUUCUUAGCCUACAAGACCUGGAUCACCGCCAGAUGCCACCAACAGACCUGAAUGGCACCAGCCAGCUGGGAUUUCAGUCUCUGUUGUCAGCCCCUGAGUCCAUUGAUUCAACUGAGGGAGCAUAGAGUCUGCAGCCAGGAGGCCUGAAUUCAGCUCCCUGCUCUGGUCUUACUAGCACUUUCCCUCUUGGUGCCUCAGUUUGCUCAUCUAUGAAAUGCGGGAAAUAACAGUAUUUAUUUCCAGUUGUGGUUGCAGGAUCAAAAGUGUUAAUAUAUUUAAGGUCCUUGCAGCUCAUCACAUUGUUUGUCAAUAUUUUUGUUAAUUUAUGUUUUACUAUAUUACCUGCAUAGUAAUUAUAUUGUGGUCAGCGAGCAUUAUGUGUAAGCUCUUUUGUUAUGGUUCCUGCUGAGGAAUCUUAUACCAGCUUUCCUGGCACCUGGAGGUCCCCUUCACUCCUCAUCACACUCGUAUAUGCCUUACUUCAUAGCUACCACAUCUGUACAAUUUCCUAUUGUAAGUGUUUAAAUGCUCUUUCAACAUACAUAUCUGGUCCGUGUUUUACUUCACGUGCCUGGGAAGGGACAGAGUGUGAGGUUCUGGGGAGUGGGGGAGGUAUAUCUCGAUGCCUUGACACAGCACUAAAACAUCUCCACCUUCCUCUCCCCCAAGCUCCCAGUGAGUGACAGGUUCACAGUAAAGUUUAAAGGGCUGGGAGAAGAUGGGAUGGGACAUCUGGGGCCAAUGUUCAGGGGUCACCUUCUAGGGAGAAAAUCUGCCUGAACAGUUGACACCCUCAUGAUGAAGCAGAGCUGAAGCGUGAUGUCAGGGGAGGGGGACGGGGACAGUGCUUUGGGGUUUCCUGAUUAUGAAGAUUAGGGGUCAGUCUACUUCUGGGGUAAAGUGACUGCUGGCAUACUUGGACUGGGUUGAUGAGUCAAACGAACACAGAAUGUGGAUGAAUAAAUCAAGCAUCAGCAUCUCCCUCCAUCAGUUCAGGCUGAUUUGUGCAAGGCGGGUGGGGAGGUGAGAUAUUCCCCACCUGAUGCUCUGCCCUCCUGACUGCUGGUCUUGGGGCACACAGAUGGGUGGUGUCUCAUAGAAAAAAGAGAUCAGAAUUGUGGUUUCCAGAGGCGGGAGGUGGGGAGUAGGGGAAUUGGAUGAAGGUGGUCAAAAGGCACAAACUUCCAGUUAUAAGAGACUCGGCACUGGGGAUGUAACGCACAACACGAUGACUGUAGUUAACACUGCUGGAGGGCAUGUUUACAAGUUGCUGAGAGAGUAGAUCCUAAGAGUUCUCGUCACCAGGAAAAGAACAUUUUUGUCUUUUGUUUGGCUCUAGAUGAGAUGAUGAAUGUUAACUAAACUUAUUGUGGCAAUUAUUUCACUAUAUACGUAAGGCAAGUCAUUGUGCUGUACACCUUAAACUGACAUAGUGCUAUAG
Diceros bicornis minor is the source of this 2463-nucleotide messenger RNA. RefSeq names its product MHC class I polypeptide-related sequence B-like. The record is from RefSeq and is a predicted model, not a curated record. Gene Ontology annotation, cellular component: external side of plasma membrane. Lineage: Eukaryota; Metazoa; Chordata; Mammalia; Perissodactyla; Rhinocerotidae. Gene Ontology annotation, molecular function: peptide antigen binding; signaling receptor binding. Gene Ontology annotation, biological process: positive regulation of T cell mediated cytotoxicity; antigen processing and presentation of endogenous peptide antigen via MHC class Ib; antigen processing and presentation of endogenous peptide antigen via MHC class I via ER pathway, TAP-independent.